This is a messenger RNA of Pangasianodon hypophthalmus (striped catfish), 5601 nucleotides long. It is a transcript of the gene dbpa, whose product is annotated as D site albumin promoter binding protein a. Gene Ontology annotation, biological process: regulation of transcription by RNA polymerase II. The record is from RefSeq and is a predicted model, not a curated record. The transcript is spliced from 4 exons. NCBI's taxonomy places the organism in Eukaryota, Metazoa, Chordata, Actinopteri, Siluriformes, Pangasiidae. Gene Ontology annotation, cellular component: nucleus. Gene Ontology annotation, molecular function: RNA polymerase II cis-regulatory region sequence-specific DNA binding; DNA-binding transcription factor activity, RNA polymerase II-specific. The coding region runs from base 877 to 1941 and encodes 354 amino acids.
ACAGCGCCCCUCAGCGCUUCCCCGUCCCCGUGAGAGGUGACGUCACGAGAGCUCGCCCGUGUUCGUUCCAGCUGACCGUAGCCGCGAUUCCGGGCGCUCGUCUGUCUCACUGACUCCGGAGCAGGCGAUGGGUGACAACCCCGAGUAAAUAACACCAGGGAAGAGAGCGCGAGCGUGACACAAGGGGGGAGAAAAAGAAAAAAAAAAGAAAAGAAAAGAAAAAGCAAACGGUGCAGCAGAUGAUUCCUGGAGGCUACUGCGCCUCUUCCAUGACAGCUGGAGUAGUGGAGCUCUGAGGACGGCGGCUUGGCGGCGGCUGCGCGUCUCAACAGCGUCGCACCGCUGGAUCUAAUGGACGCCUGUCGCUCGCAGCUCACUGGCUUUCUCGGGGAAUAUUUUCAUCCGGGCCCGAAGCUCAAACUGGUGCCAAAUGUCAGCAAAUAAGCGGACUGAGCUCCUGCGAACACGUCAAGAGUGCCAGCUUCAAUUCCCUGCCUGCAACUUUUGCUGAAAGCAGAGACAGAAGCGUCCUGGGCGCCAGGUUUAAACAUUUCAACGCAGUGAUAGUGAACAGGAAGAUGGAGCACAGUGCUGCUGAGUAGAGAUCCUAUGCGUGUGCAGAUUUAUUUUAAUUAUUAUUAUUAUUUUUUAGUUUAAAAAUGGAUUGAGUGGAAAGCACUUUGGGAAAGCCUUCUGGAUGCUGGAUGGUUUGAGGUUUGAGGUGUAAACCCUCUCCUAUCCUCUUAUCAUCAAUGGUCAGCUGAGGGCUUUAUCCGGAAGCAGCUCCUAUCUCUCACUCACUAUAGGUUUUUUUUGGUUUUUGUUUCGAGUUGAUUGUGAUUUAAAAGUGGACCCUAAGCCAAGUAUAGUCAGGCUAUGUCCAGGCCUCUUUCUCAGCUUUUACCUCCUCCAGAUCUUCCCUCUGGAGGUAGUGCACAGUUUGGCCCUACUGCUACUACAGCACCCAAUGGCCACCUGGGCUCCGUGGCCAGCCUAAAAUCUCUUCUUCAGCUUCCCAUUAAAGGAGACAGCAGAGGGAAAGACUGCUGUGAGAUGAUCGAUCAAGACAAACCGUUGGACUCUGAUGAGGAUUCACUUGGUGGAAUUGGCACCGGGGCCAGUGGCUCUAUGCGCACCUCUUCCCAGACGGCUUUCCUGGGGCCAUUGCUGUGGGAACGCACGCUACCAUGUGACGGCGGCUUAUUCCAGCGGCAGUUCAUGGACUUGGAGGAGUUCCUGACGGAGAACGGCAUGGGGUGCAUGCCACUGGGCAGUACCUCUGGUGCUCAGGCCCUCAUUCCAUCGCAGAGCAUGCAGUCAGCCCUUCCAAGCCAGAGCUCCUCACCGUCUCCCGGCUCCUCCUCAGCCUCCUCCAUCUCUUCCCUCUCAUCUUCGUCAUCCUCGUCCUCCCUUCUGGGACUAGACGUGCCACAGGUCCAAACCCAAGGAAUGCUGGCAAGUCCUGAGUGUCUGCACGGUGGACAGGCCGUGCAGCAGGACCCGUCUCCCAGCUCCUCCUGCCCUCCACCACCAGUGCCCAGCACUGGUGCCCCUGCGGCUGAUGUCAUGGUCAACUUUGACCCCGACCCUGCCGACCUGGCCUUGUCCAGCGUACCGGGCCAGGAAGCGUUCGAUCCACGGCGACAUUGCUUUUCUGAGGAGGAUCUCAAGCCUCAGCCUAUGAUCAAGAAGGCUCGCAAAAUGUUGGUGCCUGAUGAGCAGAAGGAUGAAAAGUACUGGAGCCGACGUGUAAAGAACAACGAGGCGGCGAAGCGCUCACGUGACGCACGACGCCUCAAGGAGAACCAGAUAUCCGUCCGUGCCGCUUUCCUCGAGCGAGAGAAUGCUGCACUCCGACAGGAAGUGGCUGAUAUGCGCAAAGAGCUUGGCCGCUGUCGCAACAUCAUCAACAAAUAUGAGAAUCGCCACGGAGACUUAUGAAGAGGAGAAUUUGAAAAAAGCAGUUUGGUCUCUUUGGAAAAGGCAGUUUAAGGGCAGGGCUGUCAAACCACACUCAGAAAUUUCAGCAGACGGUUUUCUAAACAAGCACUACAACACUUGCGAACCAUGUUUCUUUAAACGUGUGGCAUUGUGCAUGGCUGCAACAAAUAGUUGCUUACAGAUCAGUAAUCCUAGUCAAAGGGAAUGCUCACAAAGUCUAUAAGAAACACUGUUCACUUUCAUAUUAUUCUUUUUGGCUGUAAUACUACGCUAAACCCUAACUUUUGCCAUUUUAAGCUAGUGUAAAUUUUUAGGGGAAGUUGUCGACUCGAUAUUCAGUGUUGCUCAGACUUUAUGAACAUUUCUUACUCUUGUUAUUUUUCUUAGAAGAUUAUGCAGAUGACACUGGUAAUAUUUUCUAUGACAAAAAAAGACCUUGUAUAUUUUUGACAUGGCUUUGGACAGUUACAAUAACACAGAAUAGAAGAAAACGGAGCGGAGGAUAAGACAGCACAAAGAUUUAGGCAGGAAAAUUGUAUAUUUUUAUACCUACAGGUGCAGACAGGCAAAGAGAUUUUGGAACUAAUUUUUUCCUCUAUAUUUUAUACAUAUGGGUGGGUAGGGGCACUUAUGAAGAAAGAGGGCUAUAUGAAGAUGUUUUUGAAAUCAGGUUGCUUACUGUGGCUGAUCGAGAAGGUCUGAAAGUGAAAUUAAACUACCAUGAUGGACAGAACUAUCAGAGCAAUGAUGGCCAGCUGUGCUACAAUGAACAGCUGAAGUUGAAGUAAACAGCAAAAUAAGUGUUUUGAAAUUAUGUUAUGGAUUUGUUACAGUACCUAAUUUUAUAUGUUGGAUUCCUUUUCUUCAAUUUCUGUGUGUUUUGUCCUGAGUUGAAAGCAAACAGAUACAAGGAGAAAGCAGGAGGUCUGGACAUUACACCCUGUCACUACAUUAGAGGAAUGGAUGUACAAAAGAUUUUCCAUGUAUAUAUUUGAUUGUUGAAGCUUCUAUUCCACAUAAACACACAUACUUAUACACAAACUGGACCUUGGAUUGCAUGUGCACAAACCAGAUGUCUUUUAAGUCAACACACAUAAUCAGAGUUAUUUCAGCACAGUUUUCCCUGCUCCUUCACACUGUCUCUUUCUCACACUCCCUGAGUUUCUGAUUUUUCCAAAACAUUGAUUCUGGUUUAAAUUUUUGUUGUUGUUUAGUUGCCAGUGAGUGGGUUGCAUGGUAGCUCAUUUUUUUUGUAUAUUGUAUGAUCAGCACGGAAAAAAAUACCCACAUGUUGUCCUUUUGGUACAGAUUCCUUGCACUAACUGUGUCUCUGUUUAAAUUGUAAGAGCAAUCUUAAUCUAUUAGAAGUGUUAUGUAAAUUCCCAAACUAUAUUCUAACAAAAUGAAUGCACCCUGAUACUACUGUAAAAAUAAUAUCCUAUUAUAUAAAAGUUAUAAUGACCUAUAUGAGAUUAAACUAUUCUAUCACUAGGUAUGUCUGUAAAUAUCAGUAUAUGUGAAUAUGUGAUUGUAGAGGUAAUUUGCAUAAAUGUAGUUAUAUACAGAAACCUAUUGCUUCACAAAAAGUACCUACAGCCAGAAACCCAGAAUCGAAUCAAUCUGCAAACCAAAAUGAUGGGAUAAUAAUAAAAGAAUAUUUUUAAAAAUACAUUAUUUUAAAGAAGUGUUUAAAUUUUGUAUUUUGUCCUGGUGCAGGUAAAAUAAAUUAAUAAAAUAAUAAUAAAAUAUACAGAAUUCUAUACAAGCCCAACUAAUUUUGGGACAGUUGCUACAAAGCUACAGUACCCUCAAGAACUAUUGGCAUCCUUUAAGAAAAUUAGCAAAAAAAAAUCAUAUCUAAAAAGUAUAACAUGCAAUAUGUGACAUUUUGAGCUCACAUUGACAUUGUAAAGUUGAUUUUUUUUUUUAAAGACAAAACUUUAUUUUAAGCAGUGCAUUUUUUUUUUCUACAGAACACUGAUUUCAAAAUGAUCUGUACCCACACAAUUGAAAUUUUGUUAGGCCUGCCAGGACAAUAACAGCACCGAGUCUCUUCCUGUAACAUCUAAUAAGGUUGGAGACACUUGUAGAGGACUCUUUGUCCACAUCUCCAUGCAGAACAUUUUAAGCUCCUUUAUGUUUGUAGGUUUGUACAUAUGGACUUCCCUCUUCAGUUUCAGUAGGGUUCAAAUCCAGAGACUGAGAUGAUCGUGGCAAAACAUUGCUUUAGUGUUUCUCUAACCAUUUCUGUGUUAAAACCAUUGCAAACUGUGACCUUAAGGCUUUUUUUUUUUUAAAACGUCUUUACCAUCUUCCUCACUGUGUGGGGCAGACUGUGUGCUCAGUGGUUCAAUUCCUGGCAAAAUUUUCAACUUUUCGUGAAAUAUGUGAAACAUUUUGUUAUGGCACUAGCUGUGUUUAAUGAUAUUUUAAUUGUUUUGUGUAACAACCAUCUGUCUCCUGUAUUGAAAGGUCUUUUUUCCCCCAUGGUAAUGGAUGAAAAAGGGAUUUUACAUGUGUGCAACCUCAUAUUUAUAUCCCAGGGAAACAGGCAGGUUUAAAACAGGUUCCAGGCAACAACAGAGUUCCUGUGCAAAUGCAAAAUAAUAGAAGUUUUCAAGAAUGUCAAUUUGUUUGCAUUUAUAUAAAAUAUUCCUCAAUAAUUUUGGCACAUAUAUCUCUAAGAGAAAAUACUAUUAUUUAAAAAUAAGUAUGUCUAAUGAGAAUUAUUUUUUUCUUAGAACAAAGAUAAAUAGUUUCUCUGAGUCUGAGUGGAAAAUUAUUGUGUGUGAUGUUUAUUUUAUACAAUCAAUUUUGCUAAUUUUUAUGAAGGGUGCCAAUAAUUAUGGAGGACACUGUAUAUACAGAAGCUCUAUGUUGAUUUGCACAUGACAAUGUAAAUGUGUUUUUUUUUUUCUUUUUUUAAAAAAUUGUUGUUACUCUUAUUAUUAUUGCUAGUAUUAUCAAUUUUGAUAAUAUUCUCUAUUCCUUUUCAGCAUUUCUUGUGAUGAGCUUUCUAACGAAACGCUCACCUUUGUAGUAAUAACACCAAUAACACCAUCUUGGAAAACUCAUAUUGCCAUUUGACUGUUCAUAAUUGGUGCCAUCCACUAAGACUUGUCAUUGUAUGUGUGAGUUUAUAUAAGCUGAUAAAAACAAACAAGAUUUUUUCUCCUGGAAGAAUUGAAUCUGCUCCUUCUGCCAGCAUUGACUUGGUGCUGCUUUUGCUCCCGCACAUCAAAGGAGUAUGAUUUUUAUUACAUUGAAACUUUGUAGAAGCUUAAAUUGAAACUUUUGGCAGUGCUAUUUUUCUAUAUUACCCUGUACACAUGUUAAUGGAAUUUCACAAGCACUGGUAGCUUAUCCUCUUUUUCCAGUGACAAGUUUCUUACCAGUUGAUAUUGCGGGUAUUGUAUUCAUCAUAUUUUGCCUCUUUCCAUGUGGAAUAUUAACAGGUCCCUGGUUGUGACUGUUAUUAACUACAAAUACCAAGAGCAUACCACUAUCAAACCUAACAGAACCAAUAAUAUCUACUGUUCUAUGUGUGGAGAUGCUGGGAAAUGUGGUCUGGCUUUUUCCUGACACACCAAUAAAUGAUUGCCAUUAUUCACCGAUACGAAACCUAGUUUGCAUUGUGCGUAUUGUUAUACAGUUACAAAG